Molecule: messenger RNA, 2297 nt
Organism: Glossina fuscipes
Lineage: Eukaryota; Metazoa; Arthropoda; Insecta; Diptera; Glossinidae
Exons: 6
Source: RefSeq, a predicted model, not a curated record
UUUCAUUUGCUUUUGUUUGCAGAGCUGCCUUGCAGUUUUCCUGGCUCACCAGCUCACAGUACGGUUGUAUUUUCGAAUGUUAAUCUUACGCACGGUACAGUGGCCUCUUAUUCGUGCGAGCGUGGUUUUGAAUUAUUGGGACCGGCUCGACGUGUCUGCGAUAAGGGCACAUGGAUGCCGGAAGGCAUACCAUUUUGCGUACUUAAUGUUGCUGCCGGGAAGGCACCUAUGCAAAUAUCCACUGAAGCUUCAGGAGCUCCGCAGAAAGCUAUUGAUGGUUCCACGUCAGCUUUCUUUACACCUGAAACAUGCUCGUUAACGAAAGCAGAACGUUCACCGUGGUGGUAUGUGAAUCUAUUGGAGCCAUAUAUGGUGCAACUGGUGCGCUUGGACUUUGGCAAAUCCUGUUGCGGAAACAAGCCAGCUACAGUCGUAGUGCGAGUGGGCAACAAUCGUCCUGAUUUAGGCACCAAUCCUAUAUGUAAUCGUUUUACUGGCCUCUUAGAGGAAGGCCAACCCCUAUUCUUACCUUGUAAUCCUCCGAUGCCCGGUGCUUUCGUUUCGGUACAUUUGGAGACUAAUAUUCCGAAUCAAUUGUCUAUUUGCGAGGCUUUCGUUUACACGGACCAAGCUUUGCCUAUCGAACGUUGUCCCAGUUUUCGGGAUCAACCACCCGGUGCUUUAGCUUCAUACAAUGGAAAAUGCUAUAUUUUUUAUAAUCGUCAACCUUUAAAUUUCUUGGAUUCUUUAUCGUUUUGCCGCAGUCGCGGCGGUACACUUAUCAGCGAAAGCAAUCCGGCUUUGCAGGGUUUCAUUAGCUGGGAAUUGUGGCGUCGCCAUCGCAGUGAUGUUACCUCUCAAUAUUGGAUGGGCGCCGUCAGAGAUGCUGACGAUCGCAACAAUUGGAAGUGGGUUAACGGUGAGGAGGUGACCGUAUCAUUUUGGAAUCAUCCGGAAGGUGACGAAGAUUGCGCUCGUUUCGACGGCUCGAAAGGCUGGCUAUGGAGUGAUACCAAUUGCAAUACAAUGUUAAAUUUUAUAUGCCAACAUCAACCCAAAACCUGUGGGAGACCGGAACAACCUCCAAACUCGACCAUGAUUGCACUAAAUGGUUUUGAAGUCGGUGCUCAGAUUAAAUAUGCUUGCGACAGCAAUCACUUGCUGGUUGGUCCUUCAACCCGAACAUGUCUCGACACGGGUUUCUACAACGAAUUCCCGCCGGUAUGUAAAUAUAUCGAGUGCGGUUUACCUGCUUCCAUACCUCAUGGCAGCUAUGACCUUAUAAAUGGUACUGUGGGCUACCUUAGCUUGGUUAAAUAUUCUUGCCAUGAAGGCUACGAAAUAAUAGGACGUGCCUUAUUAACCUGCGAUUUUGAUGAACGUUGGAACGGACCACCACCUCGGUGUGAAAUUGUCGAGUGCGAUACCCUACCUGGUAAUUAUUACAACACAAUUAUUUCUGCUCCCAAUGGAACGUAUUACGGAUCAAGAGUGGAAAUCUCAUGCCCUAAUGGCUAUCGUCUGGAAGGUCCCCGUAUUCUAAGUUGUUUGGCUACGGGCCAAUGGAGUAGUGCUUUGCCGCGUUGUAUUAAACUAGAACCAACUACCGUAGCACCACCGCCAUCGCCGUCGACGACUGUUACUACGACAACCACAACAACUACGCAAAAACCAAAAACUAUUCCAACAACAACAACGAAAAGACCUUACAAAAUUAGUACUACUACAAGUACUACGACAACCAGCACAACUUCAACUCCUAACAGUGGCGGUCCCCAGCAUCCAGACCUCACCAAUGAAGCAGAUUCCGAUGAAGAAGUCACUUAUGUUGUACCUGGUACUGUACGCGAAGAAUUUCCGCCACGCCGCACUAUACGCCCACCAGUGUUGAUACCAAAGAAACCUAUUUCCACACCGACUACGCACUCACCCACAAUUAUAUAUUCUACUAGCACUAGUAAAUCAUCUUCAGUUUAUAUACCGACACGUUCUCGUACACCCUAUAUACCUAGUACUUUGGAAACAACAACAACCACACGUAAUACCCAAAAUAUCUUGCUUAAUGCUCAUCCCCAGGAUAAUGAAAUUGCCGAUAGCGUCAAUAUACGUCAUAAUCAAGUGCCUAAUGUUAAUAUCCCAUAUUCAGUAGAAAAUUCAGACCGCAAGGAAACCAAAGAAGCUAAAUUGAACUUAGGUGCCAUUGUAGCUUUAGGUGCCUUUGGUGGGUUUGUCUUCUUAGCAGCCGUUAUUACCACCAUAGUGAUAUUAGUACGCAGGUAAGUCCUUCACACACGGCG